AUGUCUCCCCGUUCAAAAGUCGUUAUUAGAAAUUCUUCCCCCCGAGGUCGAUCGCGGGGGCACAACGCGGCACCAGCCGGGCAGGAAACGCGGCUCGUCGCCCCGGUGCACUCAUUUUUCCGCCGGAGAAAGCGCCGAUGUCGGAAACGUAGUUCGGCGGGCUCCCUCGACGGCCGGCCGAAGACCCCACCCGACCGGAAGAUAAUUUCCCGGAAUCGCUCGCUGCCUUUGUCCGAACGUAUCUGUCUGCGUGACCCUUGGCAGACCGAUCCGGGCUGCGGUGGGAUUCCUCGCAGUGAGCCGUUCUGGUCGCGAGGGACCGCGCUAAGAGGUAAGCGCUCGGGAGCUAUUCGGGGCCGGCGCGGGGCUCUCGCCGGGCCACCCCGGUUUCUCGGAGCCGGCGCGGGGUCUCCGCCGGCGCGGUUUAGGAGCGUGCCGCCGCUCCUUUCCUCGAGCCCUAGCGCGGCUACGGGGUCGUCUCUGCCCCCAGAACUUUUUAGCGGGCGUCUCGCCUCCGCGGUGCCGGGAGUCGGAAGCGACGCCGAGGACCGUGAAAUGGAAGCUUUCUCCGAUUCCGCAGGCCGCGCGGGGGGUCCCGGCGGAGCCCAUCGGUCUCGUCGGAACUCGCGUCGGAGAGCCGCUCAACCGCCUCCGUUUUUUCGCGAUCCGGCCGAGAGCGAGCGUGAUCCCGGGGCCGCCUCGGACCCCGGGAGGGUUUCGCGGGCGCUUCGGCCCCUGCCGCUCGCCGCGGCGGAGCCCGUAUUUCCUCCCUCCUUCGUUUGCGUAACUUCAGACGCGUCGUCUCGCUUCUAUCGCGGAGACGCGGCGGGACGGCUUUCGAAACCGGUUCGCUGUUUCGGACGACGCGUUGCCUUCUGUAGAAAGGGAGACCGGCGACUCGGCGGGAGAGAGGCGGCGGCAGAGCGACGAGAGAAUGGGGAGCGCCGGGGGAAGAAGGCUCGAGUGGUAGGCAAGGGGCCGGAGGACGGCCGUCAUCGCCGAGGCGUUCAGAAAGGGCGAGGAGGACGGCUCGCACGACUACGGGGAACAGCCUUUUCGAGACGUCGUCCGCGAGCGAGAGGAAGUGAAGGGAUUUCUAAGGAGCAGCGUUCUACCGGGCUUGUUUGCAGCCGAUGUCUCCGUCUGGGCUUUGCUGAAAGCUGCGCUUGGAGAAGAAGAGGAGGAGCCCUACUGGGUAGGUGGCAUUUGUGUCGCUUGCACCCUCGGGCUCUUUUGAGGUGCUUGUUCGGUUCUGUGCCUCUGGGUGGUGACGAGUACUGCCUGGGUGUCGUGCGGUUUGUGUUGCAGGGCUUGGUGUUCCAUAGCUGUUUUUUUUUCCCUUAAGCUUGUUUGCAGCAGAUGUGUCUGCCUGGGCUUUGCUGAAAGCUGUGCUUGGAGAAGAAGCCCUACCGGGUAGGUGGUGUAUCUUUGUGCGGGAUGGAGGUUUAGAGGUUUUUGGAGUUGUUGAUGUGAGAGCUUGGUCUGCUUUUGUUUAGAGUUAGGUGUUUGUGCUUGGCCUUCAACUGUGGGGGAGACGGGCAGGAGCAGCUCACGCUCUGUGCGCUGCUCCUGCCCAUCUCCCCUUUGGUAUGGGGUUGCUGACCUAUCUCAAAGAGAUUAUUUUUUUU
Molecule: messenger RNA, 1628 nt
Organism: Phasianus colchicus (ring-necked pheasant)
Lineage: Eukaryota; Metazoa; Chordata; Aves; Galliformes; Phasianidae
Source: RefSeq, a predicted model, not a curated record